Molecule: messenger RNA, 300 nt
Organism: Eruca vesicaria subsp. sativa (arugula)
Lineage: Eukaryota; Viridiplantae; Streptophyta; Magnoliopsida; Brassicales; Brassicaceae
Source: the annotation of a GenBank genome assembly
AUGCAAAACUGUUUUGCUUAUGUGAAGGAUGAUGUCAUUCAUAUUCAUAGACACUGGGUUGGAGGAGAAAAGACCAAAGUCUUUCCUCUGAAUUUGCAUACAGAGUUUCAUGGAAGAGAAUUACAUUCCUUAUGUUUCAUCUCUGCAGAAACAAAAGCUCAUAGUUGGAUUGCAACAGGAUGCGAAGAUGGAUCUGUGAGAUUGACUAGGUAUGCAUCUGAGCUUGGAAAUUGGGAAACAUCAGAGCUAUUAGGAGAACAUGUUGGAGGCUCAGCAGUGAGAUCAGUUUGCUGCACAUAA